Messenger RNA from Leptopilina heterotoma, 1484 nucleotides. RefSeq lists its product as uncharacterized. The transcript has 2 exons. The record is from RefSeq and is a predicted model, not a curated record. Lineage: Eukaryota; Metazoa; Arthropoda; Insecta; Hymenoptera; Figitidae. The coding region runs from base 230 to 1303 and encodes 357 amino acids.
UUUUUAUAAUGUUUAUCAUAAGUUGCAUAUCAAUGGUAAAAGAAGUAUCACUUCCUUAAGAGAUUGUUAAUUGAAAGUUUGAGAAAAGAAAAGGUUUCUUAAGAGAAAGUAGAAAAAAUUCGCUAAAACACCAAGAUUAAUUAAUGACCAUCUAUUAAUUGAUUCGUCAACAUAUCUCAUUGUACGAUAUUAAUUAUAUUGAAAAAAAUUGCAAAAUUAUUUAUUAAUAAUGAAAUCAAUUGUUCUCCUUGGAAACAUUGUAACAAUUAUACUUGUUACAUUGCCAGCUUUCAAAACUAUAAGAAUUUCUGACGAUGAACGAGAAGCUGAGUUUUUGAAAUUACAAACUCUAAGACAGAAGGUAAAUCGCCAUUUCAAUUAUAAUAUUAAUAUGUCGAUAUUGAGGGAAUUUGUUCUGAGCAGGAAUGAUAUGUAUGAUUUUGCUGAAUAUUUAAAUCAAACUGGUGGACAAACACCAGAAUGGAGCAAGUCGCGUAGACUGGUAAAUCCAGAAUUAUAUGAAUUAUUGCGAUUUAACAAUUAUGUCGACUCAAUACCUUCAAGUGCAAAUGAAAUGACUGAAAGUUUAACAAACCUUAAAAAUAGAAUUUUUGAAAAUUCACCUAACGUUUCAUUUGAACAAAUAUGUUAUGAUUAUAUGAAAGAAAAUUUAUAUGAAUUAAUUUCAUUUGAGAAUUAUUUUGCUAUUCGAGUUUUAGAAGAAGAUUAUAAUCAAAUUGAAUUGGAAAAUCUCGUAGGUUGGAGAAUGAAAAAAGCACUAUAUAGUUUGGCAAUCCGACAGUACAGUCAAAAUUCUGCUUCCAAUUUUUUGACAAUAUAUUGCCAUUCUAAACAUUUAAAAUCUAGGAGCUUCAUAGACACGUAUGAAAUGGGAGAAACUUUUAAAAUAUUAAACUUCAGGUUAUGCAGUAGCAAACGCUCGUCACCAGAAAUAAAGUCAAAGUCUUCAAUAAUGAGGAUGAAUAACUUCACUUCAUAUUGGAUUUUUUAUGAAUUUAUGAUUACUGACCCCAAAUUGAUAGUAUAUUUGGAAGAUGUCAUAAAAAGUAACGAUGAAAAGAUUUACAUUUUUCUUCCAGAAACAAGGUUUAAGGUAAUAAAUGGUCCAGAAGUUUAUAAUACAAACAUUGGAUUAGCUGCAUUUUUAAAAUUAAGAACUAUUUAUUAUCCUCGGACUUUGAGAUGGCUUGCAGAAGCAGCGAAUAAUAUCGAAAUGUAUGAAAAGAAGGAAAAAGAAUAUUAUGUGGAAUUUUUCCAGUUCUUAGAUGACCUGGAUAUAUAAUUGAGAUGAAAAACUGAAACUCGGCAAAAAUAAAUUUUAUCAGUCCACAUAUAAUAAAUGAGCGAAAAGUAAAAUAAUGUAUUAAAUACAAUUGUUAAAUAUAUUGUUAAAUAAUUGUAAUAAUUAAUUAUUUAUGAAAAUAAUUGUUCUCAAUAAAGUAGAGAAUCUUAUUAAUCUUUAA